Messenger RNA from Darwinula stevensoni, 717 nucleotides. The record is from the annotation of a GenBank genome assembly. NCBI's taxonomy places the organism in Eukaryota, Metazoa, Arthropoda, Ostracoda, Podocopida, Darwinulidae.
AUGACCGCCGCUGAAGAGAGGCUCGACGCCUAUUCAAAGCGAAUGGCUCACACGAUCCUGAAAUUAGAGCGCCGGAGCCACUUGAAGUUUUUUGCAAUCGCGCUUCGAUGCGAGGCGUGCAGGACUCCCCUCCAUACCGUCUCCCUGGAUCUUCAUUCAGAUAAUCCAGUAUUCAACUGCCAGGACUCCAGGCACAAUGCGAGCAGUCUUCUUCCUCGUCCUCUGCGCAUCGUGUUGUGCUUCCUUCUCCCGGGGAGGGGGUUUGGGAGAGCAAUGCUCACCAUCGGAGCUAUGCGACCCAAUCAAUUCCCAUUGCCGCAAUUCAACAUGUCAUUGUAUGUUUGGAUUUGCCGCCGAGGAAGACGAAUGCAGCAGCAGGAAAGCGACGAGAACGAAGAAAUUCGUCAACCAAGUAAAGCGCCUGAUUUGGCGCAAUCCCAACAGAUCCAUCAGAAGAUGGCGAAGGAGAAAAAUGCCUCGAGGUCGACGAUGAUGAUGGUGGUCAAGAACGAUCUAUGUUUCACCUCCUACCGACUCCAGAAGCAACAGCUCCUCAUUGCAGCCACCAAGAGUAAGAGACUGGCCCGAAUUCUUCAGACUCUGGAGAGGCUCAAUAAUGAGGUUGAAGUUGGUGGAGAAUGUCAAACCAAUGAUGAAUGUAUGGAAAAGGCGGAGUGCAAAAACCGUCUGCAAAAGUAUUGCCGAUGCAAGAGCUAA